This is a messenger RNA of Populus trichocarpa (black cottonwood), 516 nucleotides long. RefSeq names its product NAC domain-containing protein 86-like. The coding region runs from base 1 to 516 and encodes 171 amino acids. The transcript is spliced from 3 exons. Gene Ontology annotation, molecular function: DNA binding. Gene Ontology annotation, biological process: regulation of DNA-templated transcription. NCBI's taxonomy places the organism in Eukaryota, Viridiplantae, Streptophyta, Magnoliopsida, Malpighiales, Salicaceae. The record is from RefSeq and is a predicted model, not a curated record.
AUGGCUAGCGCAGGACAAGCUUUGAACGUGCCAGUUCUCCUUGCUGGCUACAGAUUUAGCCCUUACAAUGAUGAUCUUAUUGUUUAUUAUUUGAAGAGAAAAAUUCUGGGCCAACAACUUCCUGCUGAUGUUAUUACCACCACUGAUGUAUAUGCUUCAAGCCCUGAUAAACUCCCCUUAGAUGAUUUUAAGGGUGGGGUGGCAAACGAGUGGUUUUUCUUUUCAAAUAGAAGCAAGGAUGAUGACACUAUUGCACUGGAUGGUGGCUACUAUGAAAUCGAUCCCGAGGGUGCUGGCCCGAUCACAUGGGAGGGAAAAGUUGUUGGUUAUGUAAAGACUCUGAAUUUCUAUCAAGGAAGCUCACCUAAUGGAACUGAAACUGAAUGGAUGGUAGAGGAGUUCAGAGUGAAUCCCGAGUUUCUUCCAGUUAACAACAACGACCGUAGCACUCAAGAAAAGAUAGCAAACCUUGUUGCAUGCAAAAUUUCUCGAGUGCAACCUGAACCUGAGUGGUAG